UCCCUUUGCUAUAAACACUCCCACCUCCUCCCCCAACUUUCUAUUUGAAGAACUCCCUCUCACAGAAGUUCUGCCUUGUGUCUCCCCGAGAAUUUCUCAUCGCUCCCCAAACGCUCACCACACAAUUCAUCAAACGCCAACCAACCCACCAACAAAGGAGCCAAAGCAUAGCAAUGCCAGCCAUAAUCACAAGGAUUUUCCUCCUUUACCACCUCCUCCACACUUGGUUCCACUAUUUGGUCCCCAAGAAGCUGAGAGUCUACCUCCCUCCUUCUUGGUCCCCUCUCCGCCUCGACCCGACGCCGCCGCCACCGCCGCCGGCUCCGUCGUCGUUGCUCCGCUCCCUCUCUCUGGUCAAGGCCCCGAUGGACGCCGCGGAGCUCAAGCGCGUCUUCCAGAUGUUCGACCGCAAUGGGGACGGGCGGAUCACCAAGAAGGAGCUCAGCGACUCGCUCGAGAACCUCGGGAUCUACAUCCCCGACAAGGAGCUCGCGGAGAUGAUCGAGAAGAUCGACGUGAACGGCGACGGCUGCGUGGACAUCGACGAGUUCGGCGCGCUGUACCGGUCCAUCAUGGAGGAGCGCGACGAGGAGGAGGACAUGAGGGAGGCCUUCAACGUGUUCGACCAGAACGGGGACGGGUUCAUCACGGUGGAUGAGCUGAGGUCGGUGCUGGCCUCCCUGGGGCUGAAGCAAGGGAGGACGUUGGAGGAUUGCAAGAGGAUGAUCAUGAAGGUGGAUGUGGAUGGUGAUGGGAUGGUCGACUUCAAGGAGUUCAAGCAGAUGAUGAAAGGUGGCGGCUUCAGCGCUUUGAGUUGACCCACAUUAUGUUUUUCUUUUUCCUUCUUUUUAUCCUUCUCUCUUCUCUUCUUUCAAAUUUUCAUGAAGUUGUACAUAGUAUUUUUCUCCAUGGUGGGUGGAUGCGUGAGGGGAGGGGAAAGAAAAGGAGGGAGAGAUUGGAAGGAUUUGGGGUUCCUUUGUGUCAUUUGUUUUCAUGGUUCGCGCGCCGAAGAGCUCGAGCACGUGCGAGAGGAAGGCGUUCCGGAGUCUCCAUUGCCGCCACUAACCACAUGGAUCGAGUAAUUCGAGGUGCAAUGCACGGUAGAUCUCUCAUGUGGUUGAUACGAACGGAUCCGAGUGAACGGAGAUCUAAUCGAGUGGCGAAUGGUGGGGGCGCGGCGAAGUUGAGCACAUGGAAGAAAAGGAUCAAGAUUCUCGUGCGUUUGUAGUUUGUGGUUCUCUUGUUUGGUAGCAUUUUGAUAGCCCCAUUGUCAUUGAUUGUCAAGAUGGAAACUUCCUUCUUUUAUUUCCUUUGGGAAAAGAAAUCUGAUGGAAGGAGACCAGCAAAUUUGCAUCACUACUUCCACCAAAAAAGGACAGAAAAGAUUGGACGAACGAAGGGAAAAUGUGGUUCAUGUUUUACAUAAGCUCGCUUAUGUGCAACGACUUCUGAAAUAUUCGACAGAAACAAUUGACUGCAUCAUUCCAAAA
Messenger RNA from Eucalyptus grandis, 1490 nucleotides. Its product is annotated as calmodulin-like protein 3. Lineage: Eukaryota; Viridiplantae; Streptophyta; Magnoliopsida; Myrtales; Myrtaceae. Bases 174 to 818 code for a protein of 214 amino acids. The record is from RefSeq and is a predicted model, not a curated record. Gene Ontology annotation, molecular function: calcium ion binding. The transcript has a single exon.